UUCAUAUACUAAUUCUUCCUUCACUGAUGGUGGGUUGGUGUUUGGAUCAACCGGCAAUUUUGUUCCCAAAGCCUGGGAUCUGGCAUUGCUGGUAAAGACAGAAGUGAAGAAAGUGUUGAGGACCUCUUUUCUGCAUCAUUGGUGGUUGAUUCUCCUUUUCCAUUUAACCGUGGGCCUAUGUUUUCCUUCUGUUUCUGCUUGUGGUUGACAUACCUGAAGAACCCUUUCUUGUUAUUUUUGACAUCUACAGCCAGUUUCAAUUCAAGCUGGGCUUUUGCUUUUCUAACUACAUCUCUGCACACUCUGGCAAUGCGCUUGUAGCUCUCGACGGAUCAUCCUCCACUUCUCCAUCUCUGGUAUGCUUCCCUUUUGGACUUGAGUAGACCCAGGAGGUCAUGGUUGAGCCAAGGGGGCUUCCUGCUCAGCUUACUUCCCUUUCCUUUGUAGGGGAUAAAUUGGCUUUGUGCUUCCAAGAGAGAGUUCUUGCAGAACUCCCAGCACUCACUAGCUCCUUUGUCUUCCAUGGAAGCUUCCCAUCAAAUCCCUCCCAACUGAGCCCUGAGUGAACUGAAGUUUGUUCUUCUAAAUCCAGAACCCUUGUCUUAGAGGUGACCUUCAGCACACUCAGCAGGAUCCCGAACUCCACAAUAUUGUGGUCACUGCAGCCAAGGCUAUCACUAACCGAGGUAUUACAAAGCAGGCUUUCUCGGUGUGUGAAUAGCAAGUCCUGCAGUGCCUUAUUCAUGGUUGGCACAUCUAACAUUUGUAUCAAGAAACAGUCCUCUAUACGUUCCAGGAACUUGGUGGAUGACAUGUGUGGGUAGUUGAAGUCACCCAUCAGGACCAGGUUCUGUUGGCCAGAAGCUUGCUUUAGUGCCCCAAGUAUUGUGGUUAGGGGGUCGAUAGCAGAUGCCCACUGUGAAGUCCUGCCUGAAGAUGACCCCUUUGACUUUAAUUCAGAGGCAUUCAAUAGAGCAGUCGCAAUCACCAUAGUUGACUUCGAUACAUUCAAGGUUUUACUUAAUGUAGAGUGCAACUCCUCCACCUCUUCUACCCUGACUGUCCUUACGAAAGAUCUUGUAACCGUCCAUUACAAUCCCCCAGUCAUUUGAGUUGUCCCACCAUGUUCCAGUUACUGCUAUGAUGUCAUACCCUUCUGAGUGGCACAGAGAUCCAGUUCCUCCUGUUUGUUACCUAGACUGCGUGCAUUUGUAUACAUACACUUGAGGUGAUUACUCUUCUGUUUCACCUCUUGGGAGACAGCUAAGGAACCUUUAUCACCGCACUGCUUGGCCUGACUUACUCCCCCAUUGGAUGUGCUGGUGUGAGCAUUUUUGCAAUGGAUCCCACCCGCAAGUCCUUCAGUUUAAAGCCUGCCACACCAAGUUAGCCAGCCUACUGCUGAAGAUUCCUUUACCCCUUUUAGACAGAUGGAUUCCAUCCCUCCCUAGCAUGUUGUUGUCAUUGAAGAACACCCCAUUGUCAUAAAAGCCAAACCCCUCACGGUGGCACCAGUCAUGUAGCCAGAAGUUGAUAUACGUUACGCACCUGUUUCUGGCUGCUCCCUUCCCUCCAACUGGCAAAAUGGAAGAGAAGAUCACUUGGGCACCAAUGUUUUUCACUUGCUCCCCCAGGGCUCGAAAGUCUUCCUUGAUUUUACCCAGGGUAUGGCUCUCAGUGUUGUUCAUGCCUACAUGAAACAGUAGUAGUGGGUAGUAGUCUGUUUUCCUGAUGAGUUGUGGCACCCUCUCGGCAACAUCUCUGACCUUGGCUCCUGGGAGGCAGCAUACCUCUCAUGGCUCCCUGUCAGGUCAGCAGAUGGGUGCCUCAGUACCCUUCAACAGUCACCCACCACAAGCACUCGUUUCUUUUUACGAUGUACACUGUAUGUUACUGGUACAGUUUCUCCUUGCAGGGGACUUUGCAGACCUUGCUCAUGGGUGUCCUCCGUCGUUAAGGCUUCAUAUCUGUUUCUGAUUGUAUUGGUGGAGGGUGCAGGCUAUUGUGGAAUCCUGCUCCUGUGAGUCACCAGGGUCCACGGUUCCUCAUUCUCGGUGGUGUCUGCCACAGGAACAUGAUUCUGAAGCCACCUGUCUAUCUCUGCCUCAGCUCCUCUAAUACUGCACAACCUCCUGUUCAGCCACCUGAUGUAACAGGUCGUCAACCUGUGCACACCUCAUGCAGAUCCAUCUGGGUGGAUGCGUCUGACAUCUCAAGGGCUUUUGCUGCUUGAACACUGGUUUUAGCUCUGAGGCGAGUGCCCACCAUUUCGCCAGAGACCAAAGCACUUGCCUGAACUGUAGACCUACAAGCGGGCUCCCUCCUGCUCGCCCUGCCUGCGCGAACUGCCGCGCCAGCUGCCGCGCCAUGCUGUUCUGAUGUGCCACGGCCUUUUUUGCCCGUCCUGGUCGCUCACGCUCCCUAGGGGCCGUUUAAAUCUCGUGCCGUUGCUUCUGGCCGUGCCCCACGCCACGUCAGCUAUUAAGGAGUGCUUCUUUAUUUGUUAAACCUUUUCUGUGUGAGUAGUCCUAGAAUAUGAAUGAUUUCAAUUUAGCCCCCUUGGCAGACCCUUGCACUCCAAUAUAAAUUUGUAGAGCACACCAAGAAUUCAUAGCAUAGUUUGCAAUGUUGAUGAUAUAAAAUGAAGAGGAAAAGAUGUUUCCUAGAGCCAAAGUAAUGCUAAGCAGAACCUGUGGCCCGCAAAACUGUAGGCCAAGUGUCUCAGAAAAAGGCAGGGAUUGCAUUUCAGAGUACCAGCUUCUUACUCACUUUUUGGAUAGAAAAUGUUUAUAAUACUUAUAUGUAAAUAUAUCAUGGGAAGGAGUACACAGGGGACGAAAAGCACUGUGCCCAUGUCUUACAUAGUACGUAUACAGGUAGUGGAAAAAUAAGAAACAAAAUGAAACCUUUCCAAAGUGUCUGGCUUUUUAAGAGCCUGCUUGCCAAUUGCUACUGUCACAGUCAACUUCACAGAUGUCUUCUCCCUCCUGUUGUGAAGAAGAUAGGUUAUGUGGUGGGACUGCACAACUGUGGAUUUUGGAGGCCAAAAUCUUUAUUGGACACAGCUAGAUUCACUCCGCCUUUUGACAGUUGGCAUAGGAAAAAACAUGAGGAUUCUCGAGCAUUGUGGAAGCAUGAGGCCGUGCAGAAGUAUCUGGAGACUCUAAGCAAGGAAUACCAGCAGGUUACUCAUCUGUUAAGUGCUGACUCAGUAAGUGACUUUGAGGAAAGAAACCUGAGGAGAAGAUGUGCUGAUCUGUCCCCCAUUGCAGCUGCAUUUCAAGAAAUCAAAGAGGCUGAAAGAGAAGUUCAGGAGUUAGAAGCAAUGUGCAGAGAGCUAGACAGCAGAGAUGAGAAACAGCUUCUGGAGCUUGCCUUAGAAGAGAAGGAAACCUUGGAGAAAAAAUUCAACGUGUUGUGCAGAAAGCUUUUCCAGCUUCUAGUGCCAAAGAAAAAAUAUGAUAGAAGUCAUGUCAUAUUAGAAGUGACAGCUGGCAGAACAACUGGAGGAGACAUCUGCCAACAGUUCACUAAAGAAAUGUUUGAGAUGUACCAGAACUAUGCAGACUAUAAACGUUGGACCUUUGACAUUGUGAACUAUACACCGGCUGAGAUAGGUGGGUUGCAUCACGCCGCUGCUCAUAUUUCGGGGGAUGACGUCUACAGGCAUCUGAAAUAUGAAGGAGGGACUCAUCGAGUCCAGCGAAUCCCUGAGACGGGCCUAUCAUCGAGAAUGCAGCGUAUUCACACUGGGACAAUGUCAGUUAUCGUCCUCCCUCAGCCAGAGGAGGUUGAUGUUAAAGUGGAUCCCAAAGAUUUGCGUAUAGAUACAUUCAGGGCCAAAGGAGCAGGAGGGCAACAUGUUAACAAAACUGAUAGCGCUGUGAGAGUUAUACACCUUCCCACAGGACUAGCAGUUGAGUGCCAGCAGGAGCGAUCACAGCAGAUGAACAAGGAAAUAGCUCUGCGGACACUGAAAGCUAAGCUGUACCAGCAGGUCAUUGAAAAACAAAUAAGUCAAGAGCAGAGUGCCAGAAAGCUGCAGUUGGGAACAAGAGCCCAGGCAGAGAGAAUUCGUACUUACAACUUCACCCAGGACAGAGUCACUGACCACAGGAUCUCGUAUGAUGCACGCAAUAUCAAGGAAAUUCUAAGUGGGAAAGAAGAACUGGAUAAGUUAAUCAACAGACUACUGGAGUUUGCAGAGAUAGAGGCUGUCACCGAAUAUCUAGAAAAUUUGCAGGCUUUGGAAGGAGGAGGCUGCUGACGACCUUGCGUAGAGUUGAAUCAGAAAUGUUAUGUUCAGUAGCAAAAUACAACAGACGCGUUUGUUAGAUGAUAGAUGGAUUAAAAUCCAUGCCUCUGUU
Phalacrocorax carbo (great cormorant) is the source of this 4367-nucleotide messenger RNA. Lineage: Eukaryota; Metazoa; Chordata; Aves; Suliformes; Phalacrocoracidae. The record is from RefSeq and is a predicted model, not a curated record.